AUCUCCGAAGCGUCGAAGGAGAUUAUGGCGGCCCAGCAGCAACUGCGUGGGGCCUCAAAGAACAGCGCCUUCGAGGCGAUCCUGAGGGCGAUGCUCAAGGCGGCGCGGAAGAAGCGCAGCAUCGCGAGGUGGAGAGCACUGGAAACGUUCUUCGAGGGCUAUGUACGGCAGCUCGAGAAGAAGAGCCGCGAGGGGGAUCAGGCGGGUUUCUACAGGCACCUGAAGAUGAUCGACGUCGAAGGUAAGAGGUCGUUCACCUCUCAGAACAUCAAGGACGAGGACGGCAAGGUCCUUCGGGACCCCACGUUUAUUCGCCAACGGUGGGCAAGGUGGUUCCACAAGCUUCUCAACACCAAGUCGCCGACCAUCGACCUGCAUGCGGCUGACAAGGUCAAGCGGUGGCCCACGUGCGUGCCACUCGACGACAUCCCAUCUCUACGUGAGGUUGAGGAAGCGGUACGGGAAAUGGCCAACAGAAAGGCCGUCGGGCCGGACGACCUACCGGCUGAGCUGAUCAAGCUUUUCCUGGACGGAGAUCAAGGUCUCCUCCGCGAAUUCCACGCCAUUGUCGUGGACGUGUGGCAGACUGGGGACGUACCACAGCAAUGGAAGGAUGCCACCAUCAAAGUGCUUUUCAAGAAGGGGGACACGAUGGGGUGCGGCAACUACCGGGGCAUCUCUCUCGUUGUCUUAUAUCCAGACAGUAGUUCGUGA
Molecule: messenger RNA, 714 nt
Organism: Ectocarpus sp. CCAP 1310/34
Lineage: Eukaryota; Phaeophyceae; Ectocarpales; Ectocarpaceae
Source: the annotation of a GenBank genome assembly